Messenger RNA from Lycium ferocissimum, 1554 nucleotides. RefSeq names its product transcription elongation factor TFIIS-like. The transcript has 4 exons. Bases 242 to 1327 code for a protein of 361 amino acids. Gene Ontology annotation, biological process: DNA-templated transcription; transcription elongation by RNA polymerase II. The record is from RefSeq and is a predicted model, not a curated record. Gene Ontology annotation, molecular function: nucleic acid binding; zinc ion binding. NCBI's taxonomy places the organism in Eukaryota, Viridiplantae, Streptophyta, Magnoliopsida, Solanales, Solanaceae. Gene Ontology annotation, cellular component: nucleus.
CCAAAUUCUACACCGUCCGAUCACACCUCAUUGCCCCCAUCACUACCGUCCGAUCACUCACACGUGCCAGCAACAACUUCUUUUAUCUCCUCCCUCUCUCAAAACAUUAAUGUAAACGUAAAAUUCCUCUAGGGUUUCAUUCAGCCGUCAAAUUUCACAACGGCGAAUUCAAUUCCAUCUUCACAUUUGUUAUAUUUGGAGAAAAAGUUGGAAGAAUUAUUCACUUUUUGGCCAUAAAAAUAUGGAGAAGGAGCUGAUUGAGCUGUUCGAUACGGUAAAACGAGCUGCCGAUGCAGCUGCUGUAGACGGCGGUGCAGAUUCGUCGCCGGAGGAGAGUAGGUGUCUUGAUGUCUUGAAGGAGCUUAAGAAGUUUCCUGUCAAUUAUCAAGUCCUUGUAUCUUCACAGGUGGGAAAACGUCUUCGACAAUUGGCAAAACAUCCGAGGGAGAAGAUCCAGGCGUUGGCAUCUGAUGUGGUUCAGAACUGGAAGAAUAUAAUUGUAAAAGAAACUCUGAAAAAUAAGAACAGCUAUGGAGUGAACGGGGAAUCUGUAAAAGAUGAAUGUGCCGGUUCUACUGCUAAUGGAGCCACUAAAUCUCAAAGAGCGGAGUCGGUCAAGGUUGAAAAGGUGUCUAGGUUUGAUAAUGUAAAAGUUGAGAGAACGACUUCAAAAUCUGAGAAAGUAGUAAAGUCAGAAAGUUCCUUUGCUGAGAAAAAGGUUGAGCGUGUUAGUGUUGCGAAGAGUGAAAAGAGUAAUUCUACUGUGGCAAGUGCUGCUCCGCCGAAGUUGGGCGCUCUAAUUUAUUGCAAGGAUUCUGUGAGGGACAAAGUCCGGGAAAUCCUUGCAGAAGCUUUAUGCAAAGUCGCAGGUGAAGUUGAUGAGGAUUUGAGGGAUGAGGUUAAUUUAUGUGAUCCAUAUAGAGUUGCAGUUCUGGUAGAAACUGCAAUGUUUGAGAAGUGGGGUAGAUCUAAUGGUGCCCAGAAGUUCAAGUAUAGGUCUAUAAUGUUUAACAUUAAGGAUCAAAACAAUCAAGAUUUCCGGAGAAAAGUCCUUCUUGGGAAGUUUCCUCUUCAUCGUAUAACUGAACUGACACCAGAAGAAAUGGCAAGCGAGGAAAGGCAAAAGCAGAAUGAGAAAAUUAAAGAAAAAGCGUUAUUCAAUAGCGAACGUGGACUUCCUGCACAGGCUAGUACUGAUAAGUUCAAGUGUGGUAGGUGUAGAAAGAAUCAAUGCACCUACUAUCAGAUGCAAACGCGGAGUGCAGAUGAACCUAUGACCACUUACGUGACAUGUGUGAACUGCCAAAAUCGUUGGAAGUUCUGUUAAAUUCGAGCCAGUGUGUCCAUGUAUCACUUACUGGCAUUACAUUGUGAGCUUCAUAGAUAGGUACCUUCUCUUAACCAUGAUGUAGUUCGUAGUUCAUUUUUUCAUUUUCUCCGUGGAGGCGAUCUCAAUAUGCACGCAUGUGAUCGCCGAGGUUUUUUAUUGCUGUGGGAUGUUAUGACAUUGUAUUUUUCUCAUUCCUAGGAUAAAAAAAUUUGCUCGACAGAAAA